Molecule: messenger RNA, 4261 nt
Organism: Paramecium octaurelia
Lineage: Eukaryota; Ciliophora; Oligohymenophorea; Peniculida; Parameciidae
Source: the annotation of a GenBank genome assembly
AUGAAUUCUCCCUACAAUGAAUAGAAAAUGAAAUAAGCAUCCACCUAGUUCUCAUUCAAGCCUACGGUCUUACCUCAAGUUAUGUCAACUUGCAGAUUGGCUCGCUUUCCGAUGGAUGGAAAACUUGGAGAAUCCUUUCAAGAAUCAAACAAAAAAUAAAGCAAAUGGUAUUUCAGAAUUCAAACAUAAGCAGAGAAACAAGAAAAGGUUGAAAAAGACAAAGUCAUUGAAGUACACUUAUCUGUUAUUAAUCUCAUAAGGAUGUUUAUAUUUAGAUGCAAAAUAAUCAGGAAGAGAUCUGUGAAGAUAUGAAAUAAAAAGACUUGGUUGGCCCAGAUUCAGUUAAGAAUUAUUACCAAACCUAUAAAAAAAUAAAUAGGAUCAAGGAGUAGAAUAAUCUCUUUGCGAUUUAGAGUAAGAUAAGAUCCAAAUUAAAUUAGACUCUGUCCAAACCAAUCUCAUAAUCAAAUCAGAGCAAUUAAGAUUAUUGCCUUGCAAGAUGGGACUAAUCAAAUAGAAGGGAGAGUCUAAAGUAUUGAGUAUAGAAAAUCACAAAUAUGGUGAUAAAUAUGUUGAAGUACUGUCUGAAGGUUUAAGAACUCUCCCUGUAGUUUAAGAUUUCAAUUUCAAUUCCAACAGAAUCAAGGAAAAUGGAGCUUCAUUGAUUUUGCCUUUAAUUUCCAAAUAAGCGAGGUCUAUUGAAAUGGUUUCGAAUAUAAUUGGAAAAAAAGGAUUGGAACCAGUUUUAAAUGUACUCCCAUCUCAGACUUGCAAGUAUCUAUAUCUUAAUGAAUUCUAAGAAUCCAAGUCUUGAAUUUAGAAGACAAUCAGUUGGGCGAUAUCUUAGCUCAGGAGCUCUUUAAGGCUUUAUAAAAAAAUAAUACUGUUAAAUUACUUAAUUUAUCUAAAAAUCAAAUCACUAAUGUUUCUCACACUUUCAUUAAAUAAAUGAUUGAGACUAAUGACUCUUUGGAGGAGUUGUAUCUUCAUUGGAAUUUACUCAAAGGGAGUGGUGGAGCUGAAGUUUUUAAAGCAUUGAUUACUAAUAAGAACAUCAAAGUUUUAGAUUUGUCUUAUAAUUUAUUAGGAUGUGGUGGUUCAAAUUUAACUCCUGUUCUAAAAUAAUUUUUUGAAGACAAUAAAGAAAUGAUUCAUUUAGAUUUAUCAGCAAAUUAAUUCAGUUUAGCGGACAGUCAAUCAAUUUCAGAAUCUUUAAAGGAAAAUCACACAAUCUAUGGUUUUCACUUUUCUGGCAAUUUUGGAUAUGUAGAUUCAAAAGGAUUCUUGAUUAUUUAGAAUGAAAUGAGGAACUUCAAUUAAAUUCAUACGGAUUAUAGAAUUAGAGGAUGUGAAACUCACAGUAAGCCAUACUCAAAAGGUCCAAGAUCAGAAAAAGUAAUGGAUGUUUGUUGGAUCUGUGAUGGUUGGUAGGGCUAGAAGUUUGAAUGGAUUCCAAGUAAUAUUAAUUAUUAAUAUUAAUUUUAGACAAGAGUGGAAAUGCAUCAGAAGAACCGAUAUUCAUUCAUUUUGAUUUUGAGGGAUAUGAAGCUAUUUUUUUAGGGAAACCAGAUGAGAAUGGUAUUUACUCAACAAAUCGAAUGGUACCAACAGGAGAAUUAGAUUAUUUUUAUACUGGAUCUCAAUUGCAAGUGGCAAGUCUGACUGAACCAUAAAAAGUUCACAAUGAAAAAUUUAGAGUGAGGACUAAAAUCGCAGAUUAAAUAAUAGAUGUGUUAUUGGAUGAAACAAAUCAUCAAAAGAUAAAUAAAGGGAAACCUGUAAUAUCGGAUUGGGAUCCAAAUUAUAAUGUAAAGCCAAGAACUGGUGAUCCAAUUUAUAUCCCUGCUAAAAUGAAAAAAUAGAAGCGAGUAUGGUCAUAUCCAAUUUCAAUAUGGGCACCUAAAUACAAAUUUGAUACUGAAGAUCUAUUACGUAAAUGUUUUGAGAGAGAUUGGAAUUGUUCAAAGAUCACAAAAUUUGUUAAGAAAACUGAAGAAUAGGAAUAAAUCAAAGAAAUGUUAUGGCAAAAUUAUAAAUCAAUAANUAAUUGGAAAAAAAGGAUUGGAACCAGUUUUAAAUGUACUCCCAUCUCAGACUUGCAAGUAUCUAUAUCUUAAUGAAUUCUAAGAAUCCAAGUCUUGAAUUUAGAAGACAAUCAGUUGGGCGAUAUCUUAGCUCAGGAGCUCUUUAAGGCUUUAUAAAAAAAUAAUACUGUUAAAUUACUUAAUUUAUCUAAAAAUCAAAUCACUAAUGUUUCUCACACUUUCAUUAAAUAAAUGAUUGAGACUAAUGACUCUUUGGAGGAGUUGUAUCUUCAUUGGAAUUUACUCAAAGGGAGUGGUGGAGCUGAAGUUUUUAAAGCAUUGAUUACUAAUAAGAACAUCAAAGUUUUAGAUUUGUCUUAUAAUUUAUUAGGAUGUGGUGGUUCAAAUUUAACUCCUGUUCUAAAAUAAUUUUUUGAAGACAAUAAAGAAAUGAUUCAUUUAGAUUUAUCAGCAAAUUAAUUCAGUUUAGCGGACAGUCAAUCAAUUUCAGAAUCUUUAAAGGAAAAUCACACAAUCUAUGGUUUUCACUUUUCUGGCAAUUUUGGAUAUGUAGAUUCAAAAGGAUUCUUGAUUAUUUAGAAUGAAAUGAGGAACUUCAAUUAAAUUCAUACGGAUUAUAGAAUUAGAGGAUGUGAAACUCACAGUAAGCCAUACUCAAAAGGUCCAAGAUCAGAAAAAGUAAUGGAUGUUUGUUGGAUCUGUGAUGGUUGGUAGGGCUAGAAGUUUGAAUGGAUUCCAAGUAAUAUUAAUUAUUAAUAUUAAUUUUAGACAAGAGUGGAAAUGCAUCAGAAGAACCGAUAUUCAUUCAUUUUGAUUUUGAGGGAUAUGAAGCUAUUUUUUUAGGGAAACCAGAUGAGAAUGGUAUUUACUCAACAAAUCGAAUGGUACCAACAGGAGAAUUAGAUUAUUUUUAUACUGGAUCUCAAUUGCAAGUGGCAAGUCUGACUGAACCAUAAAAAGUUCACAAUGAAAAAUUUAGAGUGAGGACUAAAAUCGCAGAUUAAAUAAUAGAUGUGUUAUUGGAUGAAACAAAUCAUCAAAAGAUAAAUAAAGGGAAACCUGUAAUAUCGGAUUGGGAUCCAAAUUAUAAUGUAAAGCCAAGAACUGGUGAUCCAAUUUAUAUCCCUGCUAAAAUGAAAAAAUAGAAGCGAGUAUGGUCAUAUCCAAUUUCAAUAUGGGCACCUAAAUACAAAUUUGAUACUGAAGAUCUAUUACGUAAAUGUUUUGAGAGAGAUUGGAAUUGUUCAAAGAUCACAAAAUUUGUUAAGAAAACUGAAGAAUAGGAAUAAAUCAAAGAAAUGUUAUGGCAAAAUUAUAAAUCAAUAAGAGAGACCUAUAGAUAUUAUUCAGCCAUAAAUCCAAGUGGUGAUGUAUUCUCUAUGUCUCAAAAUCCAACUUCUGAAUUUGUGAAUUAAUGUUAAUUAAUAGAUGGCAAAUAGAUGAAGUUGGCUGAUGUUGAUUUAAAAUUUAUUGCAACUUGUAGUGCUUCAUAAUCAGAUUGGAAGGGCAAUUUUAGAAAUCCUGAGAGAUAUUUAGUCAGAUAUUAGAUGAUGGAAUUUUUAGUGAGAUUAUCAGAGGAUAAAUACAUUAGAAAUCAACCUGGUUCUCCAUCAUAUGUUUAAGCCACAAGAAUGAUAUUAGAUUAAUGUCUACCUCAUAUGUCUUAAUUCGAUUCUCAUAAAUGGAGAAUGGAAAGGUACUUUAUAGAAUAAUGUGAUGAUGUAUGUAAGAAAUACAAACAAGUAAUUGAUUAUGUGUACAUGCAUAAUUCAUAGAAAAAGGUGAAACCGGGAUAAGCACCAUUCAUGUGUUUAGAUGAAUUGAAAGAUGUAUGCAAUAAGGCCAGUCUGUUUGAUGAAAAUUUUGUUGAAAGAGAUGUUAAUUUAGCAUUUUGCUUAUCUAUGUUAACUUAAGUUGAUGAAUUAGAAAGUGAUAGACUAUUUUAGAUGUAAUGGAUAGAAUUCAUGGAAGCAUUGGCGAGAAUAGCUGAUAAAUACUCUCCAAUUGGAGUUGGGAAGCAAAGUGAAGUAUUCAGUUAAUAUAAUCAUAUUUAGAAAGAAUGGACCUAUGAAUAAAGGUUUGCACAGCCUCUGUAUUAUAAACUAGAAGCUUUUAUGGUUCAUUUGAUUCAUACUUCAGUCGAUGAAGAAACUAAAAAAAACUGGAAGAUACCUACGGUUUCGAUGUUCGAUGUUAUUGAGGAUGAUGAUUAAUGA